GCGAUAAUAAAUAGUGAAAUGAUUCCAGAAAUAAACACUUGGCAAAACUUUUUCAUUAAAAUGGACAUUUCGUUUGCAGGAAAACAAGCGUUAGUGACUGGAGCUACUUCAGGAAUUGGAAAAGAAAUUACUCACAGAUUAGUUCAAUGUAAUGCAAAAGUUAUUGCAGUCGGUAAAAAUCCGGAAUUGUUGAGUUCAUUGACUAAAGAAUUUCCAUCAGUGACGCCUGUAGCCUUAGAUAUUUCGGAAUGGGAAAACAUCAGUAAUUUGAAUUUAUCAGAAUUAGGUCAUAUAGAUUUACUUGUUAACUGUGCAGGCGUUUCUACCGAGGAAACGAUUACUGAAAUAACUAAAGCAAAUGUUGACAGGCAAUUUGAUAUUAAUACAAAGUCCACAAUUAAUUUGACACGAAUGGUUGCAUCUGACCUUAUUUCUCGUAAAGUUCCCGGAGCAAUUGUGAAUGUUUCUUCUCAAGCAUCGAUGGCCGGUAUACUUGGUAAGUCUGUUUACUGUGCCAGUAAAGGCGCGGUGGACGCAUUUACCCGUGCCGCAGCCCUUGAACUUGGGCCCCACGGCAUUCGGGUCAACAGUGUUAACCCUACAAUCGUUAUGACCGCUAUGGGAAGGAAGUCAUGGUCGGAUCCUGUCAAAUCAGCUCCGAUGUUGGCUAGAAUCCCGCUAGGAAGAUUUGGGACAGUCGAAGAAGUAGCAGAUGCAGUAGUAUAUCUUCUAAGUGACAGAGCAAGUUUAAUUAAUGGAGCGUGUUUACCUGUUGAUGGGGGAUUCUUAGCAAAUUAGAAAAUCUUGGGGUAAGCACGUAUAAUCUAAGGAUAUCGAUGCCGCGUUUUCUUCCGGGUUUUUUAGGCCAUGGUACGUGGAAUCUUGUUUUUCCAAACGUUUCGCCGUUCUUUUCUGAUGGCAUCUUCAGUGGUGACUGGACAGGUGCUGAGUCAGCAAAGAACGGCGAAACGUUUGGAAAAGGAAAAGAUUCUACGGACCACGGAAGCCCGGAAGAAAACACAGCAUCGAUAUACGCCGGCCGCGAAAGCCUAACAACUACAGUAAUCUAAGGAUGCAUACCUAGUGCAGAUACACAACAAAUAAAUUGAGGUUAUGUAGUCGAGAUGCAGCUCAACAAUGCAGGUUUGCUGAGUAAUAGAUUGUCCAGUAUUAAAUUACGAGUAAAUAUGUAAAUUAUAGUGAUUUGCUUAUUAACCAAAUAAAAAAAUGUUUCAAUUUUUAA
Agrilus planipennis (emerald ash borer) is the source of this 1243-nucleotide messenger RNA. RefSeq names its product L-xylulose reductase-like. The record is from RefSeq and is a predicted model, not a curated record. NCBI's taxonomy places the organism in Eukaryota, Metazoa, Arthropoda, Insecta, Coleoptera, Buprestidae. Gene Ontology annotation, molecular function: L-xylulose reductase (NADPH) activity; carbonyl reductase (NADPH) activity. The transcript is spliced from 5 exons. Gene Ontology annotation, biological process: xylulose metabolic process; glucose metabolic process. The coding region runs from base 19 to 798 and encodes 259 amino acids.